Coccomyxa subellipsoidea C-169 is the source of this 411-nucleotide messenger RNA. Its product is annotated as histone H3. The record is from RefSeq and is a predicted model, not a curated record. Gene Ontology annotation, molecular function: DNA binding; structural constituent of chromatin; protein heterodimerization activity. The transcript is spliced from 2 exons. NCBI's taxonomy places the organism in Eukaryota, Viridiplantae, Chlorophyta, Trebouxiophyceae, Coccomyxaceae. The coding region runs from base 1 to 411 and encodes 136 amino acids. Gene Ontology annotation, cellular component: nucleosome.
AUGGCUCGCACCAAGCAGACAGCCCGCAAGUCCACCGGUGGCAAGGCGCCCCGCAAGCAGCUGGCCACCAAGGCCGCUCGCAAGUCCGCACCCGCCACCGGAGGUGUCAAGAAGCCUCACAGAUACCGCCCUGGAACCGUGGCUCUGCGUGAGAUCCGCAAGUACCAGAAGAGCACGGAGCUGCUGAUCCGCAAGCUGCCCUUCCAGCGCCUGGUGCGUGAGAUCGCCCAGGACUUCAAGACCGACCUGCGCUUCCAGAGCAGCGCAGUGCUGGCCCUGCAGGAGGCUGCUGAGGCCUACCUGGUGGGCCUGUUCGAGGACACCAACCUGGCCGCCAUCCACGCCAAGCGUGUGACCAUCAUGCCCAAGGACAUUCAGCUGGCCCGCCGCAUCCGUGGCGAGCGCGCUUAG